AUGCCGGAUAUCCGUCGGAUAUCCGAAUCUGGCAGGUUUUGCAUGGUCUUUUUCUGCCUGGUGCUAAGCGUAUUUUCUACUAUAGCAGAAUUUGAAGAACUUGCUAGUGCUAUUUUGUUUAGAAUGGAAAUCGUGAUGGUCGUCUGGUUCACAUUUGAGUUCUUCCUCAGGCUCUGGUCGGCCGGCUGUCGAUCUCGAUACCAAGGAUGGCUCGGCCGACUAAGGUUCCUCAGGAGUCCAUUUUGUGUUAUAGAUGUGAUCGUGAUCGUGGCGUCCACGGUGGUCCUCUCUGUAGGGAGCAGCGGACAGGUGUUCGCUGCUUCCGCGCUGCGGGGCCUUCGCUUCUUCCAGAUCUUACGUAUGGUGCGCAUGGAUCGCAGGGGAGGUACCUGGAAGUUGCUGGGCUCAGUCGUCUACGCACACAGACAGGAGCUCAUCACUACAUUGUACAUUGGUUUCCUCGGUCUCAUUUUUUCUUCGUUCCUUGUCUUCUUAGCUGAGAAAGAAACGAAUUCCGAACAUUUCAGCAAUUUUGCUGACGCCUUGUGGUGGGGUGUGAUAACUCUUUGUACUGUUGGUUACGGGGAUACUGUUCCUAUAACUUGGCCUGGAAAGUUGAUAGCUGCGUUUUGCGCUUUACUUGGUAUUUCCUUCUUUGCUCUGCCUGCCGGGAUCUUGGGUUCAGGCUUUGCCCUUAAAGUCCAACAGCAGCAACGUCAGAAGCACAUGAUCCGACGUCGUGUUCCUGCGGCCAACCUAAUCCAGUGUCUCUGGAGGUGCUACGCCGCCGAUGAGAAUUCCAUGUCUGUGGCCACUUGGAAGAUACACCAACUGCCACUGCCUAGUCCUCCUGCCUUCCAUUCUGGCUCAUUCACGAGCAUUAAGCUCAAAGACCGACUUGACCUUCCUCAAGGCUCGUCAGGCCUAUUUAAGCACAACACGUCCUUCGUGAGUCGACUCUCAACUAUACGGAGACACAAGAAUCAGGGCUCAUCGCAAGGACAUCCCCCUCUCACCAGAGGACGCUACGACUCGACUGCUUCGAAUGAUUUUGUUGGUACAUCUAAAACGCCAUCUGGUGGCACUGGGAGUAAUUACGCGGACGAUGGAACUGGGAGAGACGUGUCGGACAAUUCGAAGCGAAAUUCAGAUGAAUGCAUUGUGGACUGCGGUGACGUCACGACCACGCCCAAAGGCCUGUGCAACAUGCUGCAGAAAGAGUUCAGCUGCCCUCCCUACGUGGCACUCUCUCCAGCGUUUCUGUCCUCAGAUCAAACAUCCCCAGGAUCCAGACGUGGCAGUUUCUGUGUUAAUCUGUUCAACAGAGUGCGUAAGGAUAGCCCUUCUUCUUGUGAAGAGGAUCCAGAAGAGCCUAGGUUGGCGGUUCUUACCAAGCAGCACAAAAAUGCCAUUCGUUCUUUGAGAAAAAUCAAAUACUUUGUGGCCAGACGAAAGUUCAAGGAAGCCCUAAAGCCUUAUGACGUCAAAGAUGUGAUAGAACAGUACUCAGCGGGUCAUGUUGACCUUUUAAGUAGAGUAAAGAAUUUACAAUGCAGGUUAGAUACUAUAUUAGGUAAACCGGGGUCCAAAUCUAUAGAUGUCUACGAGUCGAAAAUUAGCUUAGCUUCGAGAAUUGUAAAAGUAGAAAGGAGUGUAGAAGACAUUGAAAGUAAAGUGGACCAAUUAAUGGAAAUGUACGUGGAAGAUCGGCAUAGAAUGUCGAAGAUAAUUUCUUCUUUUGCAGCUUCAUCCCCGCCACCGACAAUGCCGCCCAAUUCUUCCACACCUGCAGUGGCGGGGCCUUCUCUCACGUCUCAAGCCCCCGCCACUGCAAAGCAUCACAGCCACCAGCACCAUCUGCAGAAAAGCCCGAAAUCUAUCCUGGUAGAGAACAAACAGUUCAGUGAGCCCUCCACACCCGUAGCUAAGAGCUUCGACCUUCAGUCGCAACAGCUACAACAGCAACCGAGGACUAUCCACCGCGGUAACUCGGACCUCAGUCAGAGGUGCUUCCAGAAGAAACGCGUGACUGUCAGGCAUUCUCUGGAAGGGGGUGGAGGGUCUCCCUCUUUCCUACCUGCACCCCGAAUAGAAAUAGAACCCGACCGGACAACGGUCAAGAGUGCCUGUUCUGCCGAUUCCGUUGAUCCAGCUUCUUCUGAGACUGGCAGCACCUUAGGCACCGAACUAGAUAGUCUAGACGUAAGUGAGCCAGAACUGUGUCCAGAAGAAGAGAGGUACCACAUCCAGCCAGUGCAAGAUUCUGACACUGAAGUGAGCACGGUGACCGUGGUGUUGAAGGAGACGGCAACGUUACUGAGGCCAUCCUUGCAAAAUCUUCGGUCGUGA
Messenger RNA from Uloborus diversus, 2349 nucleotides. Its product is annotated as potassium voltage-gated channel subfamily KQT member 1-like. Bases 1 to 2349 code for a protein of 782 amino acids. Lineage: Eukaryota; Metazoa; Arthropoda; Arachnida; Araneae; Uloboridae. Gene Ontology annotation, biological process: transmembrane transport; potassium ion transport. The transcript is spliced from 15 exons. Gene Ontology annotation, cellular component: membrane. Gene Ontology annotation, molecular function: voltage-gated potassium channel activity. The record is from RefSeq and is a predicted model, not a curated record.